CUUACUUUGUUUUUUCGAUUUUCCGGUAAACCGAAGAGAGACUGUAAACAAAUAUAUCAUAAUUACGUCCAAAAAUUAUUCAUUAACUUUUUGUGAUUUAAAAAUUGAUUAAUAUCUUCGAAGCUUUGUUCUUAUAUAUAACAGGUAGUAUAUAUAAUGGCUGCUACUAGUAUCCCUAAUCCGUCUACUUUGUUACCGUUAGAACUUAUCGACAAGUGUAUUGGUUCAAAAAUACAUAUCAUUAUGAAAAAUGAUAAAGAAAUCGUCGGGACUCUUCUUGGAUUUGAUGACUUUGUUAAUAUGGUGCUUGAAGAUGUAACAGAGUAUGAAAGUACCCCGGAGGGCCGAAGAGUCACUAAAUUGGAUCAAAUUCUCUUGAAUGGUAACAAUAUCACAAUGAUGGUACCUGGUGGUGAAAUGCCGGAAAUUUAACAUGUAAUCAUUAAUAUGUUGAGUCUCAAUCAUCUCUGUAUAAAAUUUCUCAUUAUGACUGUAUAGAAGGAAAUAAAUCGAGUAUUGAUUAUUAUAAAAA
Parasteatoda tepidariorum (common house spider) is the source of this 532-nucleotide messenger RNA. NCBI's taxonomy places the organism in Eukaryota, Metazoa, Arthropoda, Arachnida, Araneae, Theridiidae. The record is from RefSeq and is a predicted model, not a curated record.